Saccharomyces eubayanus is the source of this 633-nucleotide messenger RNA. RefSeq lists its product as uncharacterized. The transcript has a single exon. The record is from RefSeq and is a predicted model, not a curated record. Lineage: Eukaryota; Fungi; Ascomycota; Saccharomycetes; Saccharomycetales; Saccharomycetaceae. Bases 1 to 633 code for a protein of 210 amino acids.
AUGUUGUCAAACCUAAAAAACAACUGCAGGAACCUAUUCUUUGGAAAGAACAAUAGCGUCUGUAUUCUUGCGGUGUCUAGCGCUGGGGGUUUCAAUGUGUGCUUUGCAUCUCGAAGGAUAAUAGGAAAAACCGAAAACCGAAAAAAGUUGUGCCUCAAGAGUAUAUCCGAUAUAUAUGAACGCGACCGAGUUGCUGGGCCUGUUGCUGGUGCCGCUGCCCGGUGCGCUAAACGAAGCCACGAGGGUGGAUUCCGCCCGGCGGGUGUCUGGGCGGGCGUGGAACGAGUGGCGCGUCGUUUAGCACGCUCCGGUUACCCGCCGCGCUCAACAAAAACGUUGCAAGCCAGACUGGGUGCAGUCGCACAGCCGUACCGCUCGUACUGCCCGCGCUGGGCGGUUGUUGAGAUAAGAGGUUCGCGGUUCGCGGUUCGCGGUUCGCUGCUAGUGUUCGCACGAUGCGAUUCUUGUCUAUCCUUCUACGCAGUGUGGCCCUUCGAUAUCGCUCCGCCUCAAUCAUUGUUCUUCUGUAGCGGUGUGUCCGUCGCUUAUCAAGAACCACGACAGGUGGUUUUCGCUGCAUCAGCAAGCGUAGCGGCGGCCAUGCCAUCACCAUGUGUUAUUGAGUAUAUUUAG